GAGAUAGGGUUGCAGUGUACACAGUUUGUCUGUUUGUCUUUGACUGAGAACCCAACAAAAGCAUCCGGUGGAAGAAGAUGAAGCUGUGCGUUCUGCUUGUGCUCGGGACCCUGGUGGCGCUCACCGACGGAAUGCCACCGAUCAGCAGGGAUCUGAACACGCACUGUCGGUGCGUGCAGGUCGAGUCGAGGAUCAUCCCUCCUGAAAACCUGAAGAGCAUCAAACUGCUCCCCGAGGGGCCCAACUGUGCCCAAACAGAAGUCAUAGCCGGUCUGGUGAGCGGGGAGAGGGUCUGUCUCAACCCCGGGUCAGCCUGGGUCAAGAAGCUGGUCCAGUUUGUUCUUGAGAGACAGACACAGAAGCAGGCGACCCCUCCCAAGAAGAAGGCAUGAGGACUCGGCUCCCAUCCUUAAAUCCCAGCAAUUACAGCUGAUAUCUGCAACCAUGAGCCUCAUUAUAAUUCAUUUAUUGCUGUAUAACUUCACUUUUGUCAUCAAAUCAGUUUCUUAACUUUUUCAUUGUUACCAUUUUAUUUUCAGUCGCUUCUGUAUUUCACAUUUUUACGACUUUUUGGAUACAAACAUUGUAUGUAGCAAAUAUGUAGCAUUGAUUUUUCCUGAGGCUGUUUAAACAAGCUCAUUAAAACUCUCAUGCAGCCGCAAUAAAUCAGACCGCAUUUUAGGUGAGGAAAGCUCACUGAGAAAUGUGCUGUGAAGAUUUUGUUUUAAAUGUAAGAUUUGAAUAAAGUGUCAUUUGUUGCUUCACGUAAUAAGUUGUGUGCCUGUCUUUGGUUGUAAAACAUGACACUGUUUAACUCAUUGUCCAGUUGCAGCUCAUUAAACUUUAGUACAUUG
Molecule: messenger RNA, 854 nt
Organism: Fundulus heteroclitus (mummichog)
Lineage: Eukaryota; Metazoa; Chordata; Actinopteri; Cyprinodontiformes; Fundulidae
Gene: cxcl19
Product: chemokine (C-X-C motif) ligand 19
Exons: 3
Coding region: 78-392 (104 amino acids)
Biological process (GO): inflammatory response; neutrophil chemotaxis; cellular response to lipopolysaccharide
Cellular component (GO): extracellular region
Molecular function (GO): chemokine activity; CXCR chemokine receptor binding
Source: RefSeq, a predicted model, not a curated record